Penicillium griseofulvum is the source of this 1848-nucleotide messenger RNA. Its product is annotated as arylsulfatase. The transcript is spliced from 2 exons. Gene Ontology annotation, molecular function: arylsulfatase activity. Bases 1 to 1848 code for a protein of 615 amino acids. The record is from RefSeq and is a predicted model, not a curated record. Lineage: Eukaryota; Fungi; Ascomycota; Eurotiomycetes; Eurotiales; Aspergillaceae.
AUGGCAGCUAAACGCCCCAACUUCCUCGUUAUAGUCGCCGAUGACCUCGGUUUCUCCGAUGUAGGUUGCUUCGGCGGAGAAAUCCGGACUCCAAACAUCGACCAAAUCGCCAAAGAAGGCCUCCGAUUCACCGAUUUCCAUGCAGCAGCAGCAUGCUCUCCAACCCGCGCCAUGAUCAUGACAGGCACAGACCAUCACAUCGCCGGUCUAGGCAAUCUAAUCGAAUGGACCAACAUCUCCGGCCAAAACGGUCCUAAAGGCUCAUCUAUGAGCACCGCCCCCCAACGUGGCAUGCCAGGGUACGAGGGCUUCCUCAACGAGCGGGUCGUGGCACUCCCAGAGAUCCUCCGCGACGGCGGAUACCACACCGUGAUGUCGGGAAAAUGGCAUUUAGGUCUUACACCAGAGCGAUCACCCCACAAGCGCGGGUUCAAUCGCUCAUUCGCACACUUACCCGCCUGCUCAAAUCACUAUGCCUUCGAGCCAGAGCUAAAAGACCAAGACCAUCUCCCGACUUUCAUUGAGGCGAGCUAUAUAGCUCUGCACAUGGAGGAUGGCGAGUAUGUACGUCAUCUCCCAGAUGACUGGUACUCGUCCGAUGGAUACGGGGAUAAGAUGGUCGAUUACCUGAAAGAAUGGAAAGAGAGCGGUAGCGAAGGUGGAGAUCAAGACAAGCCAUUCUUCGCAUACCUCCCUUUCACAGCGCCUCACUGGCCGCUGCAAGCUCCGCGCGAGUAUAUAGACCACUACCGCGGCGUGUAUGACUCCGGACCUGAUGUGCUCCGCGAGAAACGUCUACAGCGUCUGAAGGAGCUGGGGAUUGUGCGGGGUGACGUCGAGGCGCAUCCCGUUCAAGCAGAGGAAGCCAAAGAGUGGGAUGAGUACACUGCGGAGGAGAAGAAGAAGUCUUCCGUUGCAAUGGAGGUAUUUGCCGGGAUGGUUGAGUGCAUUGAUUCGAAUGUCGGGAAGGUAAUCGAGUACCUACGAUCUAUCGACGAACUCGAGAACACAUUCGUCUGCUUUAUGUCUGACAACGGUGCUGAAGGCGCCGCCUACGAGGCCUAUCCGAUGGUUAAGAAUGGUGUCAUGCCGCAUCUGCAGAAAUACUACGAUAACAGUCUUGAGAAUCUCGGGAAUGGGAAUUCCUUCAUCUGGUAUGGUCCGCGCUGGGCGCAGGCUGCUACCGCGCCUUCGAGACUGUAUAAGGCGUAUACCACUGAGGGCGGCGUGCGUGUUCCAUUUACCUGUCGCUUCCCUGCGAACUUUGAUAUCAAUCCUGUUGAUGUUGGGGGGAAGGGCGGGAUCACAGAUCAGUUCGCUACGGUUAUGGACCUCGCUCCGUCGAUACUUGAUAUGGCGGGGAUUCAGCAUCCGGCGCCGAUGUACCAGGGGAGGGAGGUUGUUGAAAUGCGUGGUCGGAGUUUCUAUCCCUGGGCGGUUGGGAAGACGGAGCGGAUUCAUCCGGUUGAGUUUAUUCAGGGGUGGGAGACGUGUGGACGGGCUGCGUUGCGUUGUGCGGAUUGGAAGAUUGUUUUUAUUCCGAAGCCUAAGGGGCCGGAGAAGUGGCAGUUGUAUAAUCUUGUUCAGGAUCCUGGGGAGAUUCAUGAUCUGUCAGAUGUUGAGCCGGAGAAGAUGAAGCAGUUGCUUAAAUUAUGGGAUCAGUAUGUGCUUGAGACGGGUGUUGUCCCGCUUUGUCCUGAUCUUGGGGAGUUUUUGGAGGCGACGGAGGCUCAGAUGCCUGAGAAUGCGUGGAUGGAGUUUGAUUAUUGGAAAGAAGGGGCUAGAGAUGAGCCGGAGAAGUUUAUGCGUCAACCACCGAGGUUUCAGAGGACUGUUAAGCCUUUCUGA